UAUAUAUAUUUUUUGGGGUCUUUCAGAACAAUGAGUUCCCAGGUGAGACAAAACUUCCAUCAGGACUGCGAGGCUGCAAUCAACAGGCAGAUCAACCUGGAGCUGUAUGCUUCCUAUGUUUAUCUGUCCAUGGGUUACUACUUUGACCGGGAUGACCAGGCUUUGCACAACUUUGCCAAGUUCUUCCGGGACCAAUCGCAUGAAGAGCGCGAGCAUGCAGAGAAGCUCAUGAAACUUCAGAACCAGCGCGGUGGGCGGAUCUUCCUUCAAGAUGUCAGGAAGCCUGAACGGGAUGAGUGGGGCAGUGGUGUUGAGGCCCUUGAAUCUGCCUUGCAGCUUGAAAAAAGUGUGAACCAGUCCCUUCUGGACUUGCAUAAGCUGUGCUCCGAUCACAAUGACCCACAUUUGUGUGAUUUCAUCGAAACCCACUACCUGGAUGAACAGGUGAAGUCCAUCAAAGAGCUGGCAGACUGGGUGACCAACCUGCGUCGCAUGGGUGCCCCACAGAAUGGCAUGGCAGAGUACCUGUUUGACAAACAUACUUUGGGCAAGGAAAGCAGUUAAAUCCCUCCACAUUGCUUUCUUUGUAUCUUGCUUUGUGUUUGAAAAUGUGAAUUCAUCUUCAUGCUACAAGCCAGUACGUUAACUUAUCCUCUCGCAUUCGACCUGCUGAAGUGAACUUGUACUCUCAGAACAAUGCCGCGUGACAGUGCUUGUUGUAAUCUGCAUCCCGCUUUGCCAUUGUGGUAUUCUUAACACUACAAGCUGUCGACCAGACCAAAUAAACCACCUGAAAGAUGA
This is a messenger RNA of Hippocampus comes (tiger tail seahorse), 801 nucleotides long. Its product is annotated as ferritin, heavy subunit. Gene Ontology annotation, biological process: iron ion transport; intracellular iron ion homeostasis. The transcript has 4 exons. The coding region runs from base 31 to 564 and encodes 177 amino acids. Gene Ontology annotation, cellular component: cytoplasm. NCBI's taxonomy places the organism in Eukaryota, Metazoa, Chordata, Actinopteri, Syngnathiformes, Syngnathidae. Gene Ontology annotation, molecular function: ferric iron binding; ferrous iron binding. The record is from RefSeq and is a predicted model, not a curated record.